AUCCACCCCUCACUGCUGCUUCCAACUCUAUAACGCUGCUUUGCCCUCUUCUCCAUUUGAGAAAUCAUGAACUGGCCGACAUGGUGGCAAUGGAAGGCCUUGGCCAUGGUCAUAAUGGUGUCGUUUCAGAUGGGUAUUUGCUUGGACGCCCGUUCUCCUUCUUCGCUUGGAGAUGCUAUUCUCAGGCUUCCUGGCCAGCCCCAAGUUCGCUUUCAACAGUUCUCAGGAUACGUUGAAGUGGACGAUAAGAAUGAGAAGGCUCUGUUCUACUAUUUCGUUGAAUCCGACACGGAUCCUGCUUCGAAGCCUCUGGUUCUCUGGCUCAAUGGAGGGCCUGGUUGUUCUUCCUUGGGAGUGGGUGCAUUCUCUGAAAAUGGGCCUUUCAGACCGAAUGGGAAGCUUCUGAUUGAAAACAAGUAUAGUUGGAACAAAGAAGCAAACAUGUUGUAUUUGGAGACACCAGUAGGAGUGGGGUUCUCUUAUGCCAAAGGAAACUCCUCCAAUUUGACAGUAAACGAUGAGGCAACAGCCAGGGAUAACCUUGUAUUCCUGAUACGCUGGUUCAGCAAAUUCCCCCAGUACAGGCACCGAGACUUGUUUCUGACAGGAGAAAGUUAUGCAGGGCAUUAUGUUCCUCAACUUGCAAAGCUCAUGAUUGAGAUGAACAAAGAGGAGAAGAUAUUCAAUCUUAAAGGCAUAGCUUUGGGCAAUCCACUUCUAGAAUAUGCCACUGACUUCAAUUCAAGGGCCGAGUUCUUCUGGUCUCAUGGAUUGAUAUCAGAUUCAACUUACAAAAUGUUCACUAAAGUGUGUAAUUAUUCUCGGUAUGUUAGUGAAUACUAUAGGGACUCAGUUUCGCCUCUUUGUUCGAAGGUUAUGCACCAAGUAGGGAGAGAGACCAGUAAAUUUGUGGACAAGUACGAUGUUACCCUUGAUGUUUGCAUUUCAUCGGUGCUUUCACAGUCCAAGGUUAUUUGUCCUCAAACUGAGCAAGCAAACGAGAUGGUAGACGUAUGUGUAGAUGACAAAGUUACAAAUUAUUUAAACCAAAAAGAUGUACGUGAGGCUCUCCAUGCCAGGCUUCUUGGUGUUCGCAAGUGGGAUGUCUGCAGCAACAUUCUGGACUACGAUAUGCUCAACCUGGAAGCGCCUACCCUCCCUGUCGCUGGAUCACUAAUAAAAGUCGGAGUUCAGGUCUUAAUUUACAGUGGAGAUCAAGAUUCUGUUCUUCCUCUGACUGGUAGCCGCACCUUGGUUGGAAAACUGGCAAGGAAAUUAGCACUAAAUACAACGGUGCCUUACAGAGUAUGGUUUGCAGGCCAGCAGGUUGGUGGGUGGACUCAAGUUUAUGGUAAUAUCCUCUCAUUUGCCACUGUGAGAGGAGCCUCCCAUGAAGUUCCUUUCUCACAGCCUGAGAGAUCCCUCGUGCUCUUCAAGUCAUUCUUGGAAGGCAGGCCUUUACCUGAUAGAAUCUCGACACAAAGUUAGAGUCUUUUUGAUUUAGUUGAAAUUGUAAGUAAGCAUGCCAUUGAUUAAUGCGAUAUAAUUACGAAAUGAGUGUAUUAACUAAUUGUGCAGGAUGUCAUAGUGAGGUUUCUUUCUUCUUUUCCCUUCUAUGAUUGUUGUGUGCCAUCAAAUGUAAUUGAUUCAUGGGUCAGAUAAAUUCUUGUAUAAAUGUUGUGAAAGUAACGUGGAUUUCCCCCCCCCCCCCCUU
Prosopis cineraria is the source of this 1714-nucleotide messenger RNA. RefSeq names its product serine carboxypeptidase-like 45. The transcript has 10 exons. The record is from RefSeq and is a predicted model, not a curated record. Gene Ontology annotation, cellular component: vacuole. Bases 67 to 1488 code for a protein of 473 amino acids. Lineage: Eukaryota; Viridiplantae; Streptophyta; Magnoliopsida; Fabales; Fabaceae. Gene Ontology annotation, molecular function: serine-type carboxypeptidase activity. Gene Ontology annotation, biological process: proteolysis.